Messenger RNA from Lactuca saligna, 581 nucleotides. The record is from the annotation of a GenBank genome assembly. Lineage: Eukaryota; Viridiplantae; Streptophyta; Magnoliopsida; Asterales; Asteraceae.
AUGCAUAUUGGCUUCAUAGGUUUGUUCAAAUGGGGCGUUAAACAUGGUAUUGGCCACUACCAUUCCUGGAAUGGAGUUACAUAUGCUGGAGAAUAUCUUGCAGACAAGAUGCAUGGUUUUGGUGUUUACAGUUUUACAAAUGGUAUAGAUAUGAAGGUUCAUGGAAUGAAGGAAGAAGAUAGGGACUUGGAAUGUACACUUUCAGAGAUGGAGAUACUCAAUCUGGACAAUGGAAAAAUGAUGUUCUUGAUGUUCCAAGCUCACGAAGUUACACUUAUCCUAUUUCAUUUGUUGCUGUUUGUCAUUCCAAAGUUCUUAAUGCAAUUCAGAGGCAAGAAGAAGGGUGAGAAAGCAUAUGAGGUGGCAAAAGUUGAUGAAAGAGUAAACAGGGCAGUGGCAGCCGCCAACUGAUAUCAAGGGAAAACGAUUAACAUAUGCUUCUCCACACCUCUAAUCUGGUAGCUAAAGAGGCGGCACCACCACGAACCAUCGCCAAGACUUUCUCUACUUAUGUUUUAUCCUCACUAGGUGGGGGACAAGUAAUCAUAUAUGAUUUGAGAAUAAUAGGGGAGAAUGAUGAG